CUCCCAUCCAACAUCUCAACUCGCGCUUUUGACUUUGAUUUCUCCAAAAAACAACACAAGAAGGCCGCAUUGUCGGCUCUCUGCGAACUUUAAUUAGGAGAAUUUCCUCUAAAAUCGGAUCAAACGCGACUCCAGCAUUGCAAAUUCAAUCGGAUUCGUUGUCUGAGGUAGAAUGGAACCGAAGACGACGGUGAACUUGAACGGGAAGCCUGUUAUCAUUACCGGCUUUCUGAAGAAGUUUGAGCACAAACCGGGCCAAAAGGUGAUCAUCAUCGAUCGGGCAACGGGCAUGAAGCGAAUGCUGGAAAAUGGAGCUGCAAAGAAGGACGGCGAACCGUCGGAAAAGAAGGACAAAACAGACUGCGACGAGGCCGAAAACUCCGGGGCCAAAUCUGACACACCAGCAGACCAGACCAGCGCCGAGAUAAACAUUCUUUUCCUUCACAGUAUGAACCCACUUCUGGAUAAGAUGGAAGUGCAGGAUGCACUUGCGAGGUGCGAAUGGAAUGCUGUGAAAGCUGGCAGAAUUCUCAAAUCGAUGAACGAGGAGCGGAAGGAAAAGAGGGAGCAGGAGAGAAAGCAAAAUGAAAAGGAGGAACUGGAAGUUUUGGACGAGCCGCAGUCUCCGGAGUCUCCCGAGCCAAAGAAAUACAGGAGAAUUAGCACAACCCCUCAGGUUAAAACGAAAGAGGAGUAUCGGAGGAAUGAGGAGCUGUUUGCUAAAAUGUGCACCAAAUUUCCACUGAGAGACCGAAUGUUCAUUCAGCAGUGCUUAGUCCAGGCCAAUUGGCUUGAAGAAUUGGCGGCCACGCUGAUCAGAGCCGGUCCGAAAAACGCCCGUCCCGUGCCUCUGUCCGACACCGAGAAGGAGCUUGUCCGGAAACAGCAAGAGAUUGAUGCCGAGGAGAAGAAAAGGCGAGAGGCGGAGAUUGCCCUGAAAAAGCAGCAGCAGCAGGCGUCGGUCAAAAUGAAGCCGUUGACCCCGUCCGAGAUCAACAAAGCCAUCAACGCCUCGUUCAAAAAUAUCACCUCUCAGAAAUGCUCGCCCGAAGAAGAGGACGACGAGACUGAGCCUGACUACAGAGGCGACUUCAAGAAACGCACCCUGGACAUGCUCAAGACAAUCACCUUGGCAGAAUUGGCCACUCUGCCUGGUUUUUCUAAGAAGAAGGCCGAAACGGUCAUUCGAACAAAGCCUUACGAGAUGUGGGGCGACAUCAGAGGCAAGCUGGAGCGUCCGGUGGCCAACUCGUUAAUCAAGUGUGCGGAAGAAAUGUUUCGCGUUCGGGACGAUGUGACCGAAUUGAUGCAGCAGUGCACCAGACUGUCCAAGCAGAUGGCUGGAAAGGUGCGGCAAAUCGUUUCGUCGAACGCCUCUGAUCUGGCGGAGCAACCAAAUACUCUAGGAGGGACUGAUCUCAAGCUGGCGCCGUACCAACUGGUUGGAUUAAACUGGCUCAUUUUACUGCACAAACAUGGAAUAAAUGGAAUACUUGCAGAUGAAAUGGGUCUAGGAAAAACUAUUCAGGUGAUUGCAUUCCUUGCCUACCUCAAAGAGCAAGAGUUGAAAAAAGGCGCCCAUGCUAUAGUCGUCCCAGCGUCCACCUUCGAAAACUGGUCCAACGAGCUGGCUCGCUGGUGCCCCAAUUUGAACGUGAUCAAUUACUCAGGAAGCCAAGAAGAGCGGAAGCAUUUUCGUCUCUGGUGGAAAAAUGACAAGAACAAAGAGGAGGUUGACACCUACGACAUAAUCCUCACCACCUACAACCAGAUCGGCAGCAACAAGCUGGACAGGGCCUUUUACCGCAACAUCAACUUGCACUAUAUAAUUUAUGAUGAAGCACACAUGCUGAAAAACAUGGCCACCCAGAGAUAUGCUGCAUUAAUGCAGAUUCAGGCUGAGAGGAGGAUUCUGCUGACGGGAACGCCUCUGCAGAACAAUUUGAUAGAACUGAUGUCGUUGCUCAUAUUUGUGAUGCCCCAAAUGCUUGGAGAAAGGCAGGAGGAACUCACGACGCUAUUUAAAAUGGCGAACAGACCCGAUGGCUGUAACGAAUUUGAAAAGCAAAAAAUACAACAAGCCAAGAAGAUAAUGGAGCCCUUUGUCUUGCGCCGUCUGAAGAAGGAUGUUCUGAAAGACCUGCCUUCGAAGACAAACCACGUGGUCAACAUUGACCUUACUUCCCAUCAGAAAGACCUCUACAAAAACCUUGUGAUGGAAUUCUUUUCUAAUGCCACCAAAGAUGACACCCCACCUCCAUCGGAAGUUCAAUCUGAGAAUGGAGACGACCUUGAGCAGCAAGAAGUUGAAGAGCCCGAACCUGAUAUUGCAAACACACAAGAGAGCAGCACCCUGGGUGGCAGCAUGAGUGUGAUGAUGCUGAUGAGAAGAGCGGCCAACCACCCUGCACUCCUACGGCACCACUACGAUGACCGUCUUGUAAAGAAAAUGGCCAAAAAGCUGUUAAAAGACAAAACCUACAAGGAAAACCGAGAGGAAUCCAUUCGUCUGGACUUGAUGGAAAUGUCCGACCACCAAAUUCACCAAUUGUGCCGCAACCACCCCUGUAUUGAAAAAGACGUCCUGUCCGAGCAACAAAUUCUAGAGUCGGGUAAAUUCAACGAGUUGGACAAACUUCUCCCUGAACUGCAGAAAGGUGGCCAUCGAGUGCUCAUGUUCAGCCAGUUUACGCAAAUGAUGGACAUACUAGAAGAUUACUUAAACAUUCGUGGCCUCAGGUACUUUCGACUCGACGGACAAACGCCGGUUGCUGAACGUCAGGGGAUGGUGGACGAGUUCAACAGCGAUGAGUCGAUUUUCAUCUUCAUGCUUUCGACCAGGGCUGGUGGUUUAGGAAUAAAUUUGACAGCUGCAGACACCGUCAUUAUCCACGACAUAGAUCUCAACCCUUACAACGACAAGCAGGCGGAGGACAGAUGCCAUCGAGUUGGACAAACCAGGCCGGUCACCAUUUAUAAAAUGGUGGCCAAGAACACCAUCGAAGAUGCAAUGUACAUGGUAGCGCAGAACAAACUUACUCUUGAACAAGAGAUUUCUGGUGGAUCUUCUGGAGGAAAGCAGAAUGAAAAGAAACUGUACCACCUACUCAAGGAAGCACUCAUGGCUUCGGGCGAGACGUCGUAGCAGCAUUGAAAAUGUGAUUUGUGGGCUCUCUCUCCGGUAAAAGAUUUUAUUUCGUACCCAUUGAAAAUUGUUUCCUUUACUGAAUAUAAAAUGAUGUGCACUAAUGAUUAAUGUGAUAGGUAUAUUGUGCUGCGGAAAGAGCAUCCAGAUUAUAAAUGAGUACUCUUUUAUGUAAUAACCCAAUGUCAUAAUUCCAUAAAUUAUAAUUCACUUAAUAAUAUAAUUUGUCCAGUGAGUUUCCAAAAUAAAUGGUCGAAUA
This is a messenger RNA of Neocloeon triangulifer, 3404 nucleotides long. Its product is annotated as SWI/SNF-related matrix-associated actin-dependent regulator of chromatin subfamily A containing DEAD/H box 1 homolog. The record is from RefSeq and is a predicted model, not a curated record. Bases 173 to 3145 code for a protein of 990 amino acids. Lineage: Eukaryota; Metazoa; Arthropoda; Insecta; Ephemeroptera; Baetidae. Gene Ontology annotation, molecular function: ATP-dependent chromatin remodeler activity; DNA binding; ATP binding. Gene Ontology annotation, cellular component: nucleus. The transcript has 4 exons.